UGUUCGUAGUGAAACAAGAUUCGCAACAUCCCAUCCGCACAUCCGGAAACAAACAAAGGGGGGUGAAUGGUUGGGCAGGUGUGUCACUCUGUUCCACAUCAGGCCCCAUGGCUCACAGUGUCAGGAGAGAUGCCCCUGAGCUCCCUGACUUCUCUCUGCUCAAGAGGCUGGCCAGGGACCAGCUCAUUUACCUACUGGAACAGCUACCUGGGAGGAAGGACCUGUUCAUUGAGGCAGAUUUGAUGAGCCCCCUGGACCGCAUUGCUAAUGUCACAACACUAAAGCAACAUGAUGUGGACAAGCUUUACAAAGUGGAACACAAACCCAUUGUCAGCACCUCAGAUCAACUAUGCUUCCUGAUCCGUCCAAGAAUAAAAACUGUCAAGUGGAUAUGUGAUGUGGUCAAUGCAGACAAAGCAUUUGGGAGAUUCAGAAGAUAUAAGAUCAUAUUUAGCCCUCAGAAGUUUUAUGCAUGCGAGAACCUUUUGGAGGAGCAGGGAAUCUUUGGUGAUGUGACUACUGACGAGUGGUCAUUCUACCUCCUGCCCCUGGACGAUGACAUCAUUAGCUUGGAGCUUCCGGAAUUCUUCAGAGACUACUUCUUGGAGGGAGACCAGCGCUGGGUGAGAACAGCGGGUAGUGCCCUGCAUCUCCUACACUCUGUCUACGGCCCCUUCUCUAAGGUGUAUGGGAUCGGACGAUGCUCCAAGAUGGCGUAUGAAUCGUGGAGAGAGCAGGUGGAGGAGGGGGAACAGAGAGCGCGUCAAGCGGAGAUCGGAAAUGUGUUUCUCAUUGACAGAGAUGUGGACCUUGUGACUCCUCUGUGUUCCCAGGUUGUCUAUGAAGGACUUGUCGAUGAUAUUUUCAGAAUUAAAUGUGGAUGUGUGGAGUUUUGUCCAGAUGUCACCUCCUCUGACAAGAGUAUAAAAGUGAUGCUAAACUCUCAAGAUAAGGUUUUUAAUGAGAUCAGGAACGAGCAUUUCUCCCAGGUGUUUGGCUUCCUAAGUCAAAAGGCCCGAAACCUCCAGACUGCAUAUGAUAAGCGUAGUGGAAUGGACAUUAAACAGAUGAAGACGUUUGUGUCGGAGGAGCUGAAAGGGUUAAAACAGGAGCAUCGGCUCCUCAGUCUGCAUAUUGGUGCCAGUGAGUCGAUGAUGAAGAAGAAAACGAAGCAGGACUUCCAAGAGCUGUUGAAGACAGAGCACUCCUUACUGGAGGGGUUUGAAAUCCGUGAAUGUAUUUCCUACAUAGAGGAGCAUAUCAAUAGACAGGUCUCUAUGGUGGAAAGUAUGAGACUCCUUUGUCUGCUGUCUCUCACAGAAAACGGCCUCCUUCCCAAAGAUUAUCGGUCAUUAAAAGCCCAGUUUCUACAGAGUUAUGGCAUUGAACACCUACUGACGUUUUCCAACCUGAAGCAGCUAGGCCUGCUGGUGGAGCAGCAGCCUGGAGAGACCCUCACUGUCAUGGAGAGCAGAGUGGGCAAACUGGUCAACGACAAAACCGCAGGAAAGCUGACUGAUGCCUUCUCCUCCCUGGCCAAGAAGAGCAAUUUCCGUGCUUUGGGCAGGAGGCUCAAUCUGGUGCCCAAGUCAGAUGAAGAGUAUGACCUCCGUGUCCCUCGAGACAUGGCCUAUAUCUUCAGUGGAGCCUACAUUCCUUUGAGCUGCAAACUCAUCGAACAGGUAUUGGAGCGUGAUGGCUGGACAGGGCUCGAGGAAGUCACCCGCAUGCUCAACGGACAUGAAUUUGCAGUCACAGGCAAGACAACAGGUAGUAACGGAUCAGACGCAAGGGUGAAGACCGAUUCCCAGCGUAUCAUCCUAGUCAUGUUCCUGGGUGGGUGCACCUUCUCAGAGAUCUCAGCACUACGCUUCCUGGGCAGAGAGAAAGGUCUUAAAUUCAUUGUGGUGACAACAGCUAUCACAAACAGUGCCAGACUUCUGGAGUCUAUGUUGGACAACCAUGCAUGAGUCCUGGGGUCUUUCUAUCAUUGCCAAUGGAAGCAUCCAGCUUGUGGUCCAAGACAUCAUGGGGACACAUACAGAUGACAUUUUGGACAAUUUGCAUCAACAAUAUGACAACAAGCUACAUGCUUGCACCUGUUAUUCAGAGUCUUGUAUUGGAAGCAGUCACUGUCUAGGAUAGAUCUGAUUCAUAAAAAAAAUGAUUGACGUUGGAAUAUAUUCCAUCAUAGUGCUAUACCAACUGCAAAAGGUGUACAAAGAAUGUUUUUUUCUGUCCACAGUACAAAAUAAAUAUUGUUUUAUUUGUUGUCUGUGAUUUAUAAUAAAUUAUAUUUAUGAAUCUUA
This is a messenger RNA of Oncorhynchus masou masou (cherry salmon), 2309 nucleotides long. It is a transcript of the gene vps33b, whose product is annotated as VPS33B late endosome and lysosome associated. NCBI's taxonomy places the organism in Eukaryota, Metazoa, Chordata, Actinopteri, Salmoniformes, Salmonidae. The transcript has 24 exons. The record is from RefSeq and is a predicted model, not a curated record. Gene Ontology annotation, biological process: vesicle-mediated transport; intracellular protein transport. Gene Ontology annotation, cellular component: lysosome; CORVET complex. The coding region runs from base 108 to 1970 and encodes 620 amino acids.